GCGGCGUUUAUACGAGAUCGACAAGAAACUUAAAGUGAACGUCUUUAAAGUGGAUUGUGGUGACGAGCAGACGUUUGUCAUCAGUGUCCUCUCUGUGCGGUGGGAUGGGGAUGUUGACAGUCGCUCUCUCACUGCUACUGGCUGAGAAACUGUGCGUCAAAAAAAGUAGCUGCAGACAUUUGUUUCCCAGGAAAUUUAAAAAAAAAGUCCUCCCCACCAGUGUGAGAGACGGAGACAGACACAGACCUCAGCUCGCUCUCAUUGGCUGGCAGUUUGUACAAAAUCCAAGUGGAACCACUUUGCUCACAACACAGCAACAAAUCCGAACGCGCACAUGCAGCCUCCUCCGUCACUGACGCACCGCUCCAAAAGCUGAUAAAAGCGCGCAACCUUCGACUUUUUUUGCACAGUUUUGUUCUACAGCUGAAGACGACUGCUUCAAAUUUGGGCUCCUUUUGUGUGCAUGUAUGUGUGUGUGUGUGGGGGGGGGGCGCGCGCGCGUGUGUGUUCUUAAUCUCGAAUUUGACGUCGUUAAUCUACAUGUAAUUUUAUUUCUGCUGGAGGAAACCAGCUACACAAAGAGAAACUCUCCACUCGUCAAUACCUCAGUGUCAAGCAGGGACCGGAGGACGCGCACCGGACUUUAAGUGCACCUCGGGAGCUUCAUUAAUUUUCAAAAUUUUUCCCAACUUCAGCCCUCAGACAAACAUUAGCAUGAUGUCGUAUCUCAAGCAACCACCUUACACGGUCAACGGCCUGAGUUUAACCACUUCAGGGAUGGACCUCCUGCACCCAUCAGUGGGUUAUCCAGCGACGCCGCGCAAGCAGAGGCGGGAAAGGACUACUUUUACGCGCGCUCAGCUCGACGUUUUGGAGGCGUUAUUCGCCAAAACUCGGUACCCGGACAUAUUCAUGCGCGAGGAGGUUGCGCUGAAAAUCAACCUACCUGAGUCCCGCGUGCAGGUGUGGUUUAAGAACCGACGGGCAAAGUGCCGCCAGCAGCAGCAGCAGCAGCAGAACGGAGGCCAGAACAAGGUUCGACCGGCCAAAAAGAAAAGUUCUCCGAGCAGAGAGGCGAGCUCGGAGAGCGGGACCAGCGGACAGUUCACGCCUCCCACCAGCACCACCACCGUCCCCGCCAUCUCCACCAGCACCGCCCCGGUGUCCAUCUGGAGCCCCGCGUCCAUCUCUCCGCUGUCGGACCCGCUCUCUACCUCCUCCUCGUGCAUGCAGAGGUCCUACCCCAUGACCUACACGCAGGCCUCGGGCUACAGCCAGAGCUACGCAGGCUCCACGUCCUACUUCGGCGGCAUGGACUGCGGCUCUUACCUCACCCCCAUGCACCACCAGUUGUCGGGUCCCGGUUCGACGCUCAGUCCGAUGAGCACGAACGCGGUGACGGGCCAUCUGAACCAGUCUCCGGCGUCCCUGUCCGGUCAGGGCUACGGGACAUCCGGCCUGGGCUUCAACUCCACAGCGGACUGCUUGGAUUAUAAGGAGCAGGCGGCGUCCUGGAAACUGAACUUCAAUGCCGAUUGCUUGGAUUAUAAGGAUCAAACGCCCUCGUGGAAAUUCCAGGUCCUGUGAACAAAGAGCGAGAGAAAAAUAAAAUAAAUUAAUAAAAGUGACAGUGACGAUUACAUCAGACAUCCAGGGCUCUCAGGGGCCUUCAGUAUUCUUACUUUUCUUUUUGCCACGACGGUCUUCAGUCCUAGAGGACUCGAGGAGAUGUUUAAUUUAUUUGAAAUUCUCGCCUCUGUGCGUAAAAACACCUGUUGAGGAAAACGCAAAGAAAAACAGCCACGGAACUAAAAUGAAAUGUCCUUUGGGACGGGAGCCGGUGACGAUGUGCGGACACGGAUGCACUAUUUUAUUUAAGGA
Messenger RNA from Thalassophryne amazonica, 1881 nucleotides. RefSeq names its product orthodenticle homeobox 2b (gene otx2b). The record is from RefSeq and is a predicted model, not a curated record. Lineage: Eukaryota; Metazoa; Chordata; Actinopteri; Batrachoidiformes; Batrachoididae. Gene Ontology annotation, molecular function: DNA-binding transcription factor activity, RNA polymerase II-specific; RNA polymerase II cis-regulatory region sequence-specific DNA binding. Gene Ontology annotation, biological process: multicellular organism development; regulation of transcription by RNA polymerase II. Gene Ontology annotation, cellular component: nucleus. The coding region runs from base 715 to 1587 and encodes 290 amino acids. The transcript has 4 exons.